CCCUUUCUUUUUCACCGCGUCGCACGACCCCGACGCGAUGCACUUCGUGCUCCUCCCCUUCCCUUUUUUCCACAAUCUGCACCCGGUCAGCCAGACAGCCCUCCUGCUCGCAAUUGCGAACGCAUGCUACCUGCAAAAACGCGUGCGCGCGCCCGUGUACGCGUUGUUCGGCCUCGGGAUCGCGUGGUACACCGUGCGGCCGCUGGCGGGGUACGCGUUCAUUGCGUUCAAGGCGCUUGCGAUGUUCGGCUUCUACGUCCAUUUCUUUCUGAUCGCGAUCCGGUACAUUUCGCUCACCGUAUAUGCGCUGCUCGACCAAGUCGGAUUCUGGGACGCGCAGAGUGGGGAUGGAGAUAGGGGAUGAUGGCGUGGUGUGAGCGGUGGGCGGAGCGGUCGUGCACCGAGUGUGUGGUCAGAUGGAAUUCAAUAACUUAUCAUCUCGUGUAUUUCUUAUCCACAUCUUGCAUCCAACAAUCGUCGACUCGAAAUGCCAAUCAGCAGCCCCGUUUGUCGAGUCGUUCGUCCUCGAGCAAGCUCGACGUCACGUGCUCUCAUCUGCCCUCCCAGAUGUAGCCUUGGACGGUCGGUGGGAUUGCAGGCAAAAAAAAAAUGCAGCAAUAAUGUUACUGCUGAUCAGCGCCUACAGCUUGGAGGGUAUUGCCCGUUCUGGCAGAGGAUCCCACUAUUGACCAUGCGUCGGCUUUCUCCCUUGCCGUCAAACCACGAUUCGCAGUUUCCUGGCGCCACUUGGAACCCGCUGCAGACUGGUGCGGAAAACUUGCAGAGAAGGACAUUGGGAAAGGGACAAUGAAGUGACAUGGGCUGGAAUCCGGUAUUCAAGAUUUAAUGGCGUACCUCAUGUAUAUGGGAGGCAUCAACUCCUCUGAGCAACCCAGUUCGGCUCUUUUCUCGCCCCCGAAGGAAGGCUCGAUCGCCAUAUAGUCGUUCGUGUUCUCUCGUGGCUUUUCGUGAAAAGUUCGUUUUGUCCGACAAACAGGUGUCUGGUCCGCGCCUCGAUUGAACUGCUCUGAGCGAUAGACCUCAUAUCGGAUGUCGACGAAAAACAGACAUAGGAAGUCGUACGGGCAGAAAUUCCUGGUAAAGGGAUGGUGAGCAUAUGAAAAAGAGAUCCGGGAUCUCUAAUAUCCCGAGAUCCGGAUGCGUCCAGUCCCGCACUGCGUCGUCACUCCCGAAAUCCAGGGGUGCACACUGCAUGCACUGAUGGGAUCAGUGAUCGGCACUCCGCUUUAACCUAUCAGAGCCUUGAAUAGACCUGGACCUCCCAUUCCCGACCUCCAAGGCCGAUCUACGCCGGUCGUCCAGCGCCUGCCGCACGCGUUCGUAGGAUACUCUGCCGCGUCGUCCCUGCGAACCGGUGCCCACGUUGUUACAUUUCACUGAAGCACACAAUGUGAGGUGUCAUCAUCCUUGACCAAGACGGGCGGGGUCUAUCCGCUGGGCCCACCCAUGCCCUAGCGAGUGUGCCGAGUGACGCGUCGAGUGGCUGAGGCUAGCUCGAGUUCGAAAUAUGCAGUGUGUAUAUAAGACCCCGGGUUGUCCUGCUGCAGUCAACACAAUCCGAAACCUCCUUUCCAGCGCCUGCAAAAUCAACGAUGUCUUCGACCCAAACCACCCCCCAAAGACGCGUCGGAUACGGUGCGCGUUUUCUAUAUCUGAUGCGCCCUUCCGUACUCACUGCUGCUCCUGCCGAACAGUGCGCCUCGGCAACUCAGGCCUCAAAGUCUCGCAGAUCAUCUUGGGCUGCAUGUCGUACGGCUCGCCCGAGUGGCGCUCGUGGAUCUUGGACGAGGAGGAGACGGCGAAGCACAUCAAGCACGCAUACGAGGCGGGGAUCCAGACGUUCGACACCGCGAACGUGAGUCGCCCGUUUCUUUCGCGGUUUCGUGCGCGGUUUCGUGCGCAGCGUGUUGAAUGAUGACGCGCAGGUCUAUUCGAACGGGAUGAGCGAGGUGGCGCUCGGCAAGGCCAUCAAGAAGCUGGGUCUGCCGCGUGAGGAGCUUGUGAUCAUGACCAAGGUCCGCCAUCCCGUCGGAAAGACCGCGGACACGAACGCGGUCGAGCUUUUCGUGAAGGGGCCGGAUAACUGCGGUUAUGUGAACCAGCACGGGCUCUCGCGCAAGCACAUCUUCGACUCUGUGCAGGCGAGCUUGAAGCGGCUGCAGGUUGACUACAUCGAUGUGCUCCAAUGCCACCGAUUCGACUAUGCCACACCGAUCGAGGAGACAAUGAAAGCCCUCCACGAUGUCGUUCAAGCGGGCUACGUCCGCUACAUCGGCAUGAGCUCCUGCUUUGCCUGGCAGUUCCACGUUAUGCAGAACUACGCGAUCACCAACCACCUGACCCCUUUCAUCUCCAUGUCGAACCAAUACUCCCUACUGCACCGAGAGGAAGAACGCGAGAUGAUGCCCACUCUCAAGCACUUUGGUGUGGGGUCCAUCCCCUGGUCUCCGCUCGCCCGUGGCGCUCUGACCCGUCCGUACGCCCCGCCCAGCGCUGAGGCCGUCCAAGCCAUGGCGAUGAUCAAGGCGGUCUUUGCUGCCCCCGGCUCGAAGCCAAAGCAGCCGUCUGCCCCUCCUUCGCAGCAGUCCGCCGCUGCCGUAGCUACCGAGACCGCCGAGCAGGCCCGAGUCCGCUCGGCUCGGGAGGACAGCGACGAGCUGCCCGCUGAUGUAUACUUCGCGUUGAGCGAUGGCAGCAAGCCGAUCGUCGAGCGCCUCGAGGAGAUCGCGAAAAAGCACAAGGCGACGAUGGCCCAGGUGGCGCUGGCGUGGGUCAUGGCCAAAGACAGUGUGUCUGCGCCGAUCGUCGGCACGACCUCGCUGAGCAAGCUGGAUGACCUCAUCGGUGCCGUGAAUGUUCACUUGAGCGAGGAGGAGAUGGAGUAUUUGGAGGAGCCGUACAAGCCCAUGGGGCACCUCCUGUACAACUAGGACGUCUUUUCCAUACAGCGAUCUACCCUAAUCAGAGUUCCAUUUUAUUUAA
Mycena citricolor is the source of this 3003-nucleotide messenger RNA. The record is from the annotation of a GenBank genome assembly. NCBI's taxonomy places the organism in Eukaryota, Fungi, Basidiomycota, Agaricomycetes, Agaricales, Mycenaceae.